This is a messenger RNA of Manis pentadactyla (Chinese pangolin), 3276 nucleotides long. RefSeq names its product glycoprotein 2 (gene GP2). Gene Ontology annotation, biological process: neutrophil migration. NCBI's taxonomy places the organism in Eukaryota, Metazoa, Chordata, Mammalia, Pholidota, Manidae. Bases 1221 to 2813 code for a protein of 530 amino acids. The record is from RefSeq and is a predicted model, not a curated record. The transcript has 11 exons. Gene Ontology annotation, cellular component: cell surface; apical plasma membrane.
GGGGAGACAAGGGUGAGUACCUGGGCAGAAUGAAUGGAUCGGUGGGCUAUGUGGGAGGCCCCAGUGAUUUUCGGAAUCCUGCGUUUGUGGUUAAGCUCCACAAUUAGGGUAUUUUUCUCCAAAUGCACCUGGCAUAGAGAGGAUAGCUUAUGGCACCUUUGCUUUGUCCAGGCUGAGGUUUGGUGGGAAGGUGUUAUAACGCCAGGACCUCCGUGCUGCCCAUUCCCAGUAAACUUGACUCCUUAAAGACUCCCAGAGUAACACAGCAGUGGCCACUUGUUCUGUAAAAGCUUUGGCUUCUUUAUUAACUCCAUUUUAUCUACCAUGCCACAAAAGUUCGAGUUUCAAAGCCCAAGAUGUACAGCUCCCUCUCAGUUCCAAGCCCUUCGAUCUCUAGACAGCCCACAUAUCAGAAGGGAUGGGAGGAGAGGCUAUUCUUCUAUUUGGUGCAGGGACAUUGUCCAGCCUUUGCUAUCCCAUGAUUCACCAUCACCAAAUUAGCCCUUCCCAGGCUCCUCAACACUGAGUAUCUGAAGUUGGGUGGAUUUUAUGGGCCACAGUGGCAAAUACUCAUCCCCGCCCUCCUUCCUUAUUUAUUCCCUGGCUCUGACUGGCUCCAAGCUGAGUGGCAUCCAGACAGAAACACAAGUGUUCUAGGUGAUUAGCUAGGAACACAAGGCACAAUUGGAAAUCCAUUGUUUAAACAAUUGCCUGUUUGAUUUGUCUCCACUUCCUUUUGGGUAUUAGGCUUCCUUUUGAUUAGUGCUUGGUUUCUGGUAAUAAACAUGACACCAGCUUCAUUGUUUUAUUGUGAAGAUUUAAUGUGAGAAGUAGUGGGUGCGAAUCACUCAGCAGGGCAGUGCGUUUAGACAGCAGUACAUGUUGCCUUUUUUAUAGAGAAGUGCUGCAUGAAGGAGAGGCUGCUGGAAGGGCUUCCACUGGCGAGGGUGGGUGGCAAAGGUCCCUUCCUUCAUCAUCCUUGUGGCAACUUGCUUAUCUUAUCUAUACCCAACAAGUCCAGUAUAUGCCUGAGAGAUUAACUCUAGUCAUACCUCAGCACCAAUCAUGGGGAGCCACGUGGAUGGGAAAUUACAAUAAAAGGCGGUCCACAGCAGACUUGCAUUCUCUCCGCUGGCCAGAGGAGGAGGAACCUUCUGUCUUCUUACCCCGAGCUGCAUGGAGAGUCUGCACGCUGCUGAGUAACCUGUGUGGCUCAGUUUAUGGACAUGAUGGCAGGCUCUUAUGUCCUGUGGCUGACCUUGACCUCCUGCAUCCUGACCCUGGCAUCUACAGAACAGCAAGGUUACGGAAACCUCACUGGCACCAGUUCCAAUGGGCUGGACUUGGAAUGCGGGGCCCCUGGCACCCCAGAGGCCCACAACUGUUUUGACCCCUGCCAGAAUUAUACCCAGCUGGACCAACCCUUCCGUAGCACAGAGAAUACAGAAGAAGAGCAGGGGUGUGACAUGGACAUGCGUGGCUGGUACCGCUUUGUGGGAGAUGGAGGGGUGAGGAUGCCGGAGACCUGUGUCCAAGUGUACCGAUGCCAAACGGCUGCUCCCAUGUGGCUGAAUGGGACGCACCCCACCCUCGGGGAGGGCAUCGUCAGCCGCACUGCAUGUGCCCACUGGAGCGACAACUGCUGCCUCUGGAAGAUUGAGGUGCUGGUGAAGGCCUGCCCGGGGAAGUACCAUGUGUACCGGUUGCAGAGCACCCCCCAGUGCAGUCUGAGAUACUGCACAGACCCUUUGACUGCGGAGGACAAGUGUGACAAGGCCUGCCGUCCUGGGGAGGAGUGCCGACUUGUCAGCGGCACCUGGGGCUGCUUCUGCAGACAGGACUUCAAUGGCUCUGAUGUUCCCAGUUUGAAGCCUCAGCUGAACUGCAGGGCUGAGGAGAUCACGGUGUCAAUAGACAAGUGCCUGCUGGGAGGCCUGGGAUUUGAGGACGAAAUCAUUGCCUACCUGCGGAACCAGAACUGCAGUAGCAACCUGCAGAAAGAGGAAAGGAACUGGAUCUCUGUGACCAGUCCCACCCAGGCUGGUGCCUGUGGACACAUUCUGGAGAGAAAUGGAACCCAUGCCAUCUACAAAAAUACCCUCUCCUUGGCCAGUGAUUUCAUCAUUAGAGACACCAUCCUCAACAUCAAUUUCCAGUGUGCCUACCCCUUGGACAUGAAGGUCAGCCUCCAAACUGCCCUGCAGCCCAUUGUAAGUUCUCUGAACUUUAGUGUGGGUGGGGAAGGAGAGUUCACUGUCAGGAUGGCCCUCUUCCAAGACCAGAGCUACACGUCUCCUUAUGAAGGGUCUGCCGCUGUGCUGUCUGUUGAAUCCAUGCUCUAUGUGGGUGCUAUAUUGGAGAGAGGGGACACCUUCCGGUUUAACUUGCUGCUGAGGAACUGCUAUGCCACCCCCACUGAGGACAAGAAUGACCCUGUGAAAUAUUUCAUCAUCAGAAACAGCUGCCCAAAUCAACGUGACUCCACUAUCCGCGUGGAGGAGAAUGGGGUGUCUGCAGAAAGCCGGUUCUCGGUUCAGAUGUUCAUGUUUGCUGGAAAUUACAACCUAGUUUUCCUGCAUUGUGAGAUUCAUCUCUGCGACUCCUUUAAUGAACAGUGCCAGCCAUCUUGCUCAGGAAGUCGGCUCCGCAGCGAAGUAGUGGCUAUCAACCCAGAGCGGGUUCUUGAUUUGGGACCCAUCACUCGGAGAGGUGCCACGUUUCUUGGUGUCAUGAAUGGAACACCCAGCACUGCAGGGUUCCUGGUGGCCUGGCCAAUGCUUCUGCUGCCAGUCCUCCUGGCUGGGCUGUUCUGAGAGCUCAGCUGGGCAUCUGGCCUGCAGCUCGUCUUGUCUCUGGUGAUGGCUUCUAGUCACCCUUUGGCUCUGCUGGUUCCCUCUCCAAAUCACGAAGACGAUCCUGGUGUUCACAGACUCCAGGCCAGCCUAGGCUUGGGGAAAGGGAAGAGCUUCACCUUGUUUAACACUCUCUGUGCCUCUGCAUUCGUUUUUCUCACGCUGGAGACCCUGUCGGCAUGGGUUGGCCUGACUUCCUCAUUCGUUAGCUGGAUCUUGAAGCAAACUUGCUAGAUGCCUCAGUGGCUCCAACCUUUACUAGAAGGGUACCACACUUUCCAUGUGUAACUCCAGAGACGAGAGGCCGUGUCAUUGCUGGGAAGGGGAGAUGGAUGAGCUUGUAAAAAAGGCACCUCCCGUGGCUCCUUCCCAAGCACUCCCUGUCUGACUGCUGGUAAAUUGAACAGACUGACCUUUGCUUUCA